Messenger RNA from Stereum hirsutum FP-91666 SS1, 1447 nucleotides. Its product is annotated as RNI-like protein. NCBI's taxonomy places the organism in Eukaryota, Fungi, Basidiomycota, Agaricomycetes, Russulales, Stereaceae. The transcript has 2 exons. Gene Ontology annotation, cellular component: perinuclear region of cytoplasm; cytosol; nucleus. Gene Ontology annotation, molecular function: small GTPase binding; GTPase activator activity. Gene Ontology annotation, biological process: nucleocytoplasmic transport; activation of GTPase activity. Bases 71 to 1303 code for a protein of 410 amino acids. The record is from RefSeq and is a predicted model, not a curated record.
CCCGUCUCAUCUUAGCUCUGCAGCUCGCUAGUGCUCGUAAACCGUUAUAUUCUACUGCUAUUGUAUCAUCAUGUCCAUCUUUACUCUUCACGGACAAGGGCUCAAGCUCGACACCAGAGCAGACAUCGAGCCUCAUCUCGCCACCCUAGACCCUACAACGCUAGAAGAAAUACAUCUUGGCGGAAACACUCUCGGUGUCGAGGCUUGUGAGGCUCUUGGAGAGGUUCUUGCGAAAUGUACAAAUAUCAAGAUCGCAGAUUUUGCAGACAUCUUCACCGGUCGUCUGAUCUCAGAAAUCCCACUCUGUCUCGCCGCCAUCCUCACCCCACUCAUACCCCACCCUCAUCUUCACACCCUCAACCUCUCAGACAACGCCUUCGGUGGACGAUCCGUAGACCCCAUCACACCCAUUCUCUCUCAGUCGUCUUCCCUAUCCACCCUCCUACUCAACAACAACGGCCUCGGACCGGCAGGAGGCUCAGAGAUCGCCUUUGCCCUUCUUCGACGCGCGCAAACCGCAAAACAAGAAGGCAAGCCCUCGAAACUCCGGAAAGUCGUGUGCGGCAGGAACAGGCUAGAGGACGGAAGUGCGCCGAAGUGGGCUGAGGCGUUCAAAGAGCACGGUGGUUUGGUGGAGGUUCGGAUGCCGCAGAACGGGAUUCGGAUGGAUGGGAUCGUGAAGCUCGCGGAGGGUCUUGGCGCGUGUCCCGAUCUCGAGGUCUUGGAUUUACAGGACAACACGUUCGGAGUGGAGGGUGACAAAGCUUUCUCGGAGGCUCUGCCCAAACUACCCAAGCUCAAAUUCCUGAACUUCUCGGAUUGCGUGCUUUCCUUGGAGGAUUCAAACGAGGAGCCACCAAAGACGAUUGAGGCGUUGGCGGAGGGAUCGAACCCCAAGCUCGAAACGCUGCAGUUGCAGAAUAACAACCUCACGGGAGACUCUAUCCGGUUGUUGGCGGACUCGGUGGGCGAGAAGCUGACGGGGCUGAAGUUUUUGGAGGUGCAGUGGAACGAGGUUGAGGAGGACGAGGAGGGCGUGCAGACUUUGGCGGAUAACUUGAGGACGAGGGGUGGGAAGUUUGUCAUUACAGAUGAGGAUGAGGAAGAGGAAGAACCUUCGAUCAUCGAGGAGGCGGAGGCGGAGGAGGCUGCUGAGCCAGUUGAGGUAGAGGGCAAGGCGCCACCUCCGGGACUGGAGCCCAAGGAGGAGAAAGCGAAGGAAGAGACGAAGGAGAAGGGUAUGCUGGACAAGGCGACGGAUGCUUUGGCCGAUCUCAUGAGCAAGGUCUCUAUUGGAAACUGACCACCAUCAGCGAUCGACAUGACAUGUAUGCCUCACUUUUGGGUUUCGCGGGUUUAAUGUAACGGGUAGAUGCAUCUGGUUCGCUUGGGUUGAUGCGCAUGGAAGUUCAAAUGAUAUAAAUGUAGCAUGAAUUGAUUCUCUUUA